This is a messenger RNA of Neofelis nebulosa (Clouded leopard), 2232 nucleotides long. RefSeq names its product solute carrier family 5 member 12 (gene SLC5A12). The record is from RefSeq and is a predicted model, not a curated record. The transcript has 15 exons. Gene Ontology annotation, biological process: transmembrane transport; sodium ion transport. Gene Ontology annotation, cellular component: membrane. Gene Ontology annotation, molecular function: symporter activity; lactate transmembrane transporter activity. The coding region runs from base 338 to 2197 and encodes 619 amino acids. NCBI's taxonomy places the organism in Eukaryota, Metazoa, Chordata, Mammalia, Carnivora, Felidae.
CCCCCAUGGUUAUUAAUUUCAGAACACAUCUGAAUUCCUUCUCUGUGGCACAUGCUUUAGUCCAGGAGCAGACAGCUCCUGGCUGGGGUCAGAUUUCAAGUUCUCAUCUGUUGGUACCAAUACCACUACCAGAAUCUUCUUUGUAGCCAACUCUUGAGGUCUUCUCUGAAUACAACUUGGUGUCUGAAGAUCCACUCAAGUACCUGUGCUCAUCAAUCUUUUCAGAAAAUUACAGCCUCCUCUCUUGGCAAAACAUCUACUGUACUGAGUUUUGCUUUUGGAAACAACCUCCCUGAGACCUGGUUGAAAGCAACACUCUGGUGCCAUAGCUCCCAGCAUGGAGGUGAAGAACUUCGCAGUUUGGGAUUACGUCGUAUUUGCAGCCCUCUUUGUCAUUUCCUCUGGAAUUGGGGUGUUCUUUGCUAUCAAGGAGAGGAAAAAGGCAACUUCAAGGGAGUUCCUGGUUGGGGGAAGGCAAAUGAGCUUUGGCCCUGUAGCUUUGUCUCUGACAGCCAGCUUCAUGUCAGCUGUCACAGUCCUAGGGGCCCCCUCCGAGGUUUAUCGCUUUGGGGCAUCGUUUCUGCUCUUCUUUAUUUCCUACGCAUUCGUCAUCAUCCUCACAGCAGAGCUCUUUCUCCCUGUGUUCUACAGAUCUGGCAUCACCAGCACUUACGAGUACUUACAACUGCGAUUCAAUAAACCAGUACGCUACGCAGCCACUGUCAUCUACAUCGUGCAGACGAUUCUCUACACAGGAGUGGUGGUGUAUGCCCCUGCCCUGGCACUCAAUCAAGUGACUGGGUUUGAUCUCUGGGGCUCUGUGUUCGCAACAGGAAUUGUUUGCACUUUCUACUGUACCCUGGGAGGAUUAAAAGCAGUGGUGUGGACAGAUGCAUUUCAGAUGGUUGUCAUGAUUGUGGGAUUCUUAACGGUUCUCAUUCAAGGAUCAGCUCAUGCUGGUGGCUUACACAAUGUAAUAGAGCAUUCAACAAAUGGAUCUCGACUAAAUAUAUUUGACUUUGAUGUGGACCCUCUCAGGCGGCACACUUUUUGGACAAUCUCGGUGGGAGGAACUUUUACAUGGCUCGGGAUCUAUGGUGUUAAUCAGUCGACCAUACAGCGAUGCAUUUCUUGCAAAACAGAAAAACAUGCAAAACUAGCCUUGUAUUUUAACUUGUUGGGUCUCUGGAUCAUUCUGGUAUGUGCUGUCUUCUCUGGCUUAAUCAUGUACUCCCACUUCAAAGACUGUGACCCUUGGACUUCUGGCAUUAUCUCAGCACCAGACCAGCUGAUGCCGUACUUUGUCAUGGAGAUAUUUUUCACAAUGCCAGGACUGCCUGGACUCUUUGUGGCUUGUGCCUUCAGCGGAACUCUGAGCACUGUGGCUGCAAGCAUCAAUGCCUUAGCAACAGUGACCUUUGAGGAUUUUGUCAAGAGUUGUUUUCCCCAUCUCUCCGACAAGCUGAGCACGUGGAUCAGUAAAGGCUUAUGUCUCUUGUUUGGUGUGAUGUGUACCUCCAUGGCCGUGGCUGCCUCUCUCAUGGGAGGUGUUGUGCAGGCUGCCCUCAGCAUCCAUGGCAUGUGCGGGGGACCAAUGCUGGGUCUGUUCUCUCUGGGAAUCCUGUUCCCUUUUGUGAACUGGAAGGGUGCACUGGGUGGCCUUCUGACUGGAAUCACCUUGUCAUUUUGGGUGGCCAUUGGGGCCUUUAUCUACCCUGCACCAGACUCCAAGACAUGGCCCUUGCCUUUAUCAACAGACCAGUGUGUCCCAUCAAAUGUGACACUAUCAUCACCUACAGAGCUAUCCAGCCGACCUGCAAUCGCUGACACCUGGUAUUCGCUCUCCUACCUUUACUACAGUGCAGUGGGCUGCUUAGGAUGCAUUGCUGCUGGGAUAAUCAUCAGCUUCAUAACAGGUUAUCAAAGUGGCAAGGAUAUUCAACCACUGCUAAUUAGACCGGUUUGCGAUUUAUUUUGCUUUUGGUCUAAGAAAUACAAAAGACUGUGCUGGUGUGGUGUUCAGCAUGACAGUGGGACUGAGCAGGAAAACCUUGAGAAUGGCAGUUCCUGGAAACAAGGGGCUGAAUCUGUCUUACAGAAUGGACUCAGGCAAGAAGACCUGGUCAAUAUUCCAGGCCAUGAUCCCAAGGACAAAAGCUACAACAAUAUGGCACUAGAGAAGAUUACUCAUUUCUAACGCAUGCGAGUGUAGCACACACACACACACACACA